UCCGGUAUGAUGGCGACUUUGCUUUGUCUCCAGUGAACAGGGUUGCAUCAAUAGUCGAUAUAUAUUUUUCUUCUCUCUAAAAUUAACAGUGUUUUAUCUCCGGGACGACGUGCCAAGAACUACACGUGUCUCAGUCAUUCAAGAAAUGACUACAGAGUACAGAAGGUAAAAUGAGUAAGGCCUCAGCUGAAUCUACAGACCAAGUGAUGGAGGAGGAAGUAGGUCAGCUUCCGAUUACAGACGAAGAGGAGGAGGAAGAGGAGGAGGCUGGGAGCUCAACAGAGACUGAGAGACCCUCCUCUUCUCACACCAAGAGGAAGCCUUCUGUUGCAGCCAAGCAAGUUGGAGGGAAUGAGUCAGACACCUCGGACGAGAGUGGACAGGACGAUGGUGCCUCAGAUGGGAUGUUGGUUGUGCGGCCUCCUGCUGGGACUGACAACAAGGAGGACAAGAGCAGAGGAGCCAUGAAGCUCCGAGUGGACCUCUCACGGAGAAAGACAGGUAAAAUGAGUAAGGCCUCAGCUGAAUCUACAGACCAAGUGAUGGAGGAGGAAGUAGGUCAGCUUCCGAUUACAGACGAAGAGGAGGAGGCUGGGAGCUCAACAGAGACUGAGAGACCCUCCUCUUCUCACACCAAGAGGAAGCCUUCUGUUGCAGCCAAGCAAGUUGGAGGGAAUGAGUCAGACACCUCGGACGAGAGUGGACAGGACGAUGGCGCAUCAGAUGGUAUGUUGGUUGUGCGGCCUCCUGCUGGGACUGACAACAAGGAGGACAAGAGCAGAGGAGCCAUGAAGCUCCGAGUGGACCUCUCACGGAGAAAGACAGGUAAAAUGAGUAAGGCCUCAGCUGAAUCUACAGACCAAGUGAUGGAGGAGGAAGUAGGUCAGCUUCCGAUUACAGACCAGGAGGAGGAGGAAGAGGAGGAGGCUGGGAGCUCAACAGAGACUGAGAGACCCUCCUCUUCUCACACCAAGAGGAAGCCUUCUGUUGCAGCCAAGCAAGUUGGAGGGAAUGAGUCAGACACCUCGGACGAGAGUGGACAGGACGAUGGUGCCUCAGAUGGGAUGUUGGUUGUGCGGCCUCCUGCUGGGACUGACAACAAGGAGGACAAGAGCAGAGGAGCCAUGAAGCUCCGAGUGGACCUCUCACGGAGAAAGACAGAUACCACUUUGCAGGAGAGGAUAGACUGCACCGCCUGUGGACAGCAGGUCAACCACUUCCAGCGCCACUCAGUGUUUGAGCACCCAAUGCUCCAUGUGCUCCUCUGCAAGUCGUGUUACAAGUAUUACACCAGCGAUGACAUCAAUAAAGACGAGGACGGCAUGGACGAACAGUGCAGGUGGUGUGCUGAAGGUGGCAACCUGAUCUGCUGUGACUUCUGCCACAACGCCUUCUGUAAGAAGUGCAUCCUGCGUAACCUGGGCCGCAAGGAGCUGUCCAUGAUCACCGACGAGGACAGUAAAUGGUCCUGCUAUAUCUGCAGCCCUCAGCCUCUCUCAGACAUCGCCUCCAACUGCUCCAACAUCUUGACCAAGCUGGAGAGCUUCUGGCGCACGGGACGCAAGAAAGAGAGGGAGGAGAAAGAGAGGAAGGAGGUGAAAGGGCACAGUAAGGGUAAAGGUCACCACCACCAUGGUAAAGCUGUGGUGAACGGUAAGGAACAUUCAGACGGGUCAGGGACCCUCACCUUCUCCUAUAAGACCCUGAAGGUUCCCAAGGAGCUGGUGAAGAGGACCAAGAAGCUGAUUGAGACGACCACGGGGCUCAACAACACCUUCAUCCAUUUCAUCCAGCAGGCUGAGGAGGAGCAGGGAGCAGGAGGAGGAGUUGGCAGCGGGACCAGACACAGACACCUCAAGGCCUUCAGGUCUGUUCUGGCUGAUCUGAAGAAGGCCCAUGCUGCCCUAGAGGAGGACUUGGAGGCACAGUUCACUUCCCAGGACCAGGGGAUGCAGAACGGGGAUGCUGUUUCCAACACUGACGGCCAUGAUGGCCACGAUCAGAUAGACAAUGGGCAAGAGGCAGAAGAGGACAAAAUGGCCGACACUGAGGAUGGGGAGGAGGAUGGGGGUGUGUCAGAGGACACAGAGAUGGAGGAGAGCCCCACCCCCACGCCUCAGGACCACUCAGAGACAGGCAGCCAGGCCAAAAACCAGACAGUGGUGAAAAUGGAGGAGGAGGAUGGAACAGAGGAGGAAGCGGAGCGGGAUAAAGACAUUGUGUCCGUCGGGCCGUCCGUCCCUGACGAGCUCUUCCAGAUGGUCAAGAGUUUAGCUGACUCCACCGGGUUAACGCCCGGUAACGACGCCACGCAACUCACAGCGGCUAGCCAAUCGGAGAGCCCCGCGGCUGGCUCAACCAGGAAGUCACAUCACACCCAGAAGGAGAAGGCCAUGCCCAAGGUUAAGAACCUCAUCUUGAAGCUGACGCCUGUUCCCGUGGUUACCACACGCGCCUCCAGGUCUAAGAGUAAGGAUGGAGGGAAGGAGAAGGAGAGGAGUAAGGAUGGAGGGAAGGAGAAGGAGAGGAGUAAGGAUGGAGGGAAGGAGGAGAGGAGUAAGGAUGGAGGGAAGGAGAAGGAGAGGAGUAAGGAUGGAGGGAAGGAGAAGGAGAGGAGUAAGGAUGGAGGGAAGGAGAGGAGUAAGGAUGGAGGGAAGGAGAAGGAGAGGAGUAAGGAUGGAGGGAAGGAGAAGGAGAGGAGUAAGGAUGGAGGGAAGGAGAGGAGUAAGGAUGGAGGGAAGGAGAGGAGUAAGGAUGGAGGGAAGGAGAGGAGUAAGGAUGGAGGGAAGGAGAGGGAGAGGAGUAAGGAUGGAGGGAAGGAGAAGGAGAGGAGUAAGGAUGGAGGGAAGGAGAGCAGUAAGGAUGGAGGGAAGGAGAGGGAGAGGAGUAAGGAUGGAGGGAAGGAGAGGGAGAGGAGUAAGGAUGGAGGGAAGGAGAAGGAGAGGAGUAAGGAUGGAGGGAAGGAGAGCAGUAAGGAUGGAGGGAAGGAGAGGGAGAGGAGUAAGGAUGGAGGGAAGGAGAAGGAGAGGAGUAAGGAUGGAGGGAAGGAGAGGAGUAAGGAUGGAGGGAAGGAGAGGAGUAAGGAUGGAGGGAAGGAGAGGAGUAAGGAUGGAGGGAAGGAGGUGGAGGGAGAUGGGGCCUCUGAGGAGGACAGCCGAUGCUCCAGUCGCACAAAGACCACACCCCUCAGGAAGUCACCGGAGGGGAAAAACAAGAUGUCCGCCUCUCAGGAGAACAUCGACUCAGAAGGCGAGCAGAAGAGCCCCAGCAAGCUGAAGAGGAGAACCAAGGGCAGCUCCGAGAAAGAACGGGGGAACGCGGAGGAGAAGGAGCGGAAAGAGAGCAAGGCCUCCUCCAUGGUAACUGCUGACCCUUCGAAACAGGACGUGGACUCAGAUUCUGAUGAGGUUCCAGACAUCCUGGUCCAGACUGCAGCGGCGGAACACAGCUCGGACGAGGAUGUGCAGCAGGACGCCGACAGUAACCAGGGCAACAAGCGCGUCAAGAAGUGCCUGUUCAAACUGAGCAAGAAAGAGGAGGAGGAGCAGGUGGGAGAGGAGGAGGAGGAGGAGCAGGUGGGAGAGGAGGAGGAGCAGCAGGUGGGAGAGGAGGAGGAGGAGCAGGUGGGAGAGGAGGAGGAGGAGGAGGUGGGAGAGGAGGAGGAGGGAGAGAAUGACAAGAAGACGGACAAGAAGCUGGCGACUAAACGCAAACUGAAAGCCGACGACUCCGACAACUCAGAGUCUGACUCCGAUGAAGACACAAAGAAGAAAAAGAAGUCCUCCACGGCUUCUGACAAGAAGACAUCCAAGAAGAAGCAGAAGGUCUCGGACGGCUCCUCCAACUCGGACCUGGAGAAGGAGAUGAAGGGACUCAGCAAACUGGCGACGGGGAAACGGAGGAGCAGCCGUGUGAAGAAGGAAAGAGAGGAGAAGGAGAACAAGGGCGGAGAUCGGAGGCGGUCGUACGAACUAAAACGCAAAGCCAGAAGUAGAGGAGCCAAGCAGCAAGAUUCAUCGUCUGAUGAUGACGAGGAGGUGGAGGAGGGAGGAGGGUCUGGAGAGGAGAGUGGAGACCAGCAGAAGAUUAAACCCAUCGUGGAGGAGACGGUGGUAGCAGGGAGGGAAACCUUCCACCAGUCCUCAGGAGAAGAAGGUAACCAUGACGCUUCUCAGAUGGCGGCUGAUGAUGAUGAUGAUGAUCCAGAAAACAGGAUUGCCAAGAAGAUGCUGCUGGCCCAGAUCAAGGCUAACUACUCUUCAGGAGCAGAGGAGAGCUCUGACGAGGACGGAGAAGAGAAGGAACAGAGGAAGGGAGGAGAGGAUGAGGAAGAGGAGGAGGAGGAGGAUGAUGGUGAGGAAGAGGAGGAGGAGGAGGAGGAAGGGGACUCUGGCUCUGACAUGGAUGUGAAGAAGAGUGGGGGGCGUCGCCACCGGCUGCUCCGCCACAAACUGACUCUGAGCGAGGGAGAGUCAGGAGAGGAGAAAGAGAAACCAGCCAGCAAGGGGAAGAAGGAGACCAAGAGGACCAGACGGAAAGUGGGCAGUGAUGACUCAGCAGACGUAGACUCUGAGGAGUCGGCUAGCAGCAGUGAGUCAGGAGUUAGUGAGGAGAUCAGUGAGGAGGAGGAGGAGGAGUCAGAGGAGGAGUCAGAGGAGGGCAGCAGUCGCAGGAGGACCACGCGCUCCUCCAAGAAGAAGAAGAAGAAGAAGGAGGAGAGGAGCUACGCCCAGAAGAAGAAACGCCGUCGCAUCAAGGUUCAGGACUCUUCAUCUGAUGAGAAGAGCGGGUCAGGAGAGGACGGCUCGGGGAAGGAGGAUGGAGACACUCCUAAAGGACAGAGGAAGAAGAUCAGAAAAAUCCUCAAGGACGACAAGCUGAGGACGGAAACGAGGGAUGCCCUGAAGGAGGAGGAGGAGAGGAGGAGACGCAUCGCUGAGAGGGAGCAGCUCAGGGAGAAGCUCAGAGAGACUCUACAUGUCCCUCCCGACCAGGUACUCGUGGUGGAGGAGGCGUCCGCCGUGGCUUGUCCAAUCACAACCAAGCUGGUGCUGGAUGAAGACGAGGAGACCAAGGAGCCCAUGGUGCAGGUUCACCGCAAUCUGGUCACUAAGCUCAAACCACACCAGGUCGACGGGGUCCAGUUCAUGUGGGACUGCUGUUGUGAGUCCGUGAAGAAAACCAACAAGAACUCUGGUUCUGGAUGUAUCCUGGCUCACUGUAUGGGUCUGGGAAAAACACUGCAGGUGGUAACCCUACUCCACACACUACUGCUGUGUGAAAAGUUAGACUUCUCCACGGCUCUGAUCGUCUGUCCUCUCAACACCGUUCUCAACUGGCUCAACGAGUUUGAGAAGUGGCAGUACGGCUUCAAGGACGAGGAGAGUUUAGAGGUGACGGAGCUGGCCACGGUGAAGCGUCCUCAGGAGAGAGCGUCUGCCCUGCAGCAGUGGCAGGAGGAUGGAGGAAUCAUGAUCAUUGGCUAUGAGAUGUACCGGAACCUCACACAGGGUAGAAACAUCAAGAGCAAGAAACUCAAAGAGACCUUCCAGAAGACCCUGGUUGACCCAGGCCCAGACUUUGUGAUCUGUGAUGAGGGCCACAUCUUGAAGAACGAGGCGUCGGCCAUCUCUAAAGCCAUGAACUCCAUCAAGACCCGACGGAGAGUGGUGCUCACCGGCACUCCGCUGCAGAACAACCUCAUAGAGUACCACUGCAUGGUGAACUUCAUCAAGGAGAACCUGCUGGGGUCAGUGAAGGAGUUCAGGAACCGUUUUGUCAACCCCAUCCAGAACGGGCAGGCAGCCGACUCCACGGACCAGGAUGUACGGAUCAUGAAGAAGAGGGCUCACAUCCUCUACGAGAUGCUCAAUGGAUGUGUUCAGAGAAGAGACUACUCUGCCCUGACCAAGUUCCUGCCUCCUAAACAUGAGUACGUUGUGUCCGUCAGAGUCACGCCCAUCCAGUGUACUCUAUACCGACACUACCUGGAGCACUUAACAGGUGCGGGGAACGUGGUGGAGGGGGGUCGGGGCCGAGCCGGGACCAAACUGUUCCAGGACUUCCAGAUGCUCAGCAGAAUCUGGACCCAUCCCUGGUGCCUGCAGCUGGACUACAUCAGCAAGGAAAACAAGGGGUACUUUGACGAGGACAGCAUGGACGAGUUCAUCGCCUCGGAGACCGAGGAGUCUUCCAUGAGCAUGACCUCUGAAGACGAGAAACAGAAAAAGAAGAAGAAGAGGGGGAAGACCAGGAAGAAGGACAGUGACUCAGACAGUGACGCUCUCGAGGUGAUAAAGGAGUGGAACACCAGCUCCCGAGGGGGAGACCCUUCCAGCCGCAACCGGGCGGAGCCACAGGAGGAAGUGCGCCCAGCUUCCAGCCCUGGCACCAGGAGUCCUGACUGGCACAAGGAGUUUGUUACAGAGGCCGACUCUGAGAUCCUGGAGCAUUCUGGGAAGAUGGUGCUGCUGUUUGAGAUCCUCCGUAUGGCCGAGGAGGUGGAGGACAAAGUUCUGGUGUUCAGUCAGUCUCUGAUCUCUCUGGACCUGAUUGAAGACUUCCUGGAGCUGGCUGGCCGAGCCAAAGAGGAGGAGAAACAGUCUCCCUACAAAGGUGAGGGGAAGUGGUUCCGGAACAUUGACUACUACCGCUUGGACGGCUCCACCAACGCCCUGAACCGGAAGAAGUGGGCAGAGGAGUUCAAUGACACCAGCAACGUCCGAGGGCGGUUGUUCCUGAUCUCGACCAGGGCUGGUUCUCUGGGCAUCAACCUGAUAGGAGCUAACAGGGUCAUCAUCUUCGACGCGUCCUGGAACCCGUCGUACGACAUCCAGAGUAUCUUCAGGCUCUACCGCUUCGGACAGCUCAAGACCUGCUACGUUUACCGAUUCCUGGCUCAGGGUACUAUGGAAGAGAAGAUCUAUGACCGCCAGGUGGCUAAACAGUCUCUGUCCUUCCGAGUGGUGGAUCAACAGCAGAUAGAGAGACAUUUCACCAUGAAUGAGCUGACGGAGCUCUACGCCUUUGAACCUGACCUUCUGGAUGAUCCCACUGGCAAGAAGAGCAAGAGGACCACGCCUAUGCUGCCCAAGGACCCCUUCCUAGCUGAGCUGCUCCACAGCAAUAAGGAGCAGAUUGUGGGCUAUCAUGAACAUGACUCCCUGCUGGAUCACAAGGAAGAGGAGGCUCUCAGCGAGGAGGACCGCAAAGCAGCCUGGGCCGAGUACGAGGCGGAGAAGAAGGGUCUGUCUCUGCGUGUGAACCAUGGAGCGUACGGAGGACAGAUGGACAUGGGAGGAGCUAACAGCUACUUCCCCUUCAACGUUGCCGCACUGGCCUCUAUGUCCAACCCUCAGCUGGAGGAGUUGAUCAACCAGGGCCGUCAGAAGGUGAUGGAAGCCACCAACGCUCUCAAGUUCCUCCCCAGAGAAUCUCUAGAGGACACCAUCGGGAGAGUGUGGAAGGAGAACCCAGCCCUAACGGAGUCCCAGGUCCAGGCCAUGGCUCUGGGGAGACAGGCCAGUGUAGAGAUGGAGCUCAAACGAAGAGAAGCUGUCUACAGAGACGUCCUCAACAAGCAACAGACUCUAAUGAUGUACGUUCAGAAGGUGAUCACCAACAGGAAGGUGAGAGAGCAGCAGAUGGCCAUGGCCAACCAGGCCCAGCUGAUGAGCCAGAUGAACGGCAUGCUGGGAGCUGGAGGGAUGAGCCAGAUGGAACUCUUGGGGUUGUACCAACAGCUGGGGGCGCUACAGGGUCAUCCCACCCACCCCUCCAUGGGCGGCAAGAACCCCGGCCCCUCCAAGGGCAACCUGUAAGGGGAGGGGGACCCAGGGCUUGCUCCACAUAGUCCCCUAUCUAUUCUCUACAUAGUGCACUAUCCACUUCAUAUUGGCUCUGGUCAAAAGUAGUGCACUAUUUAGGCAAUAGGGUAUCAUUUGGGACUCAGACCCACUCACUGCCCCCUCACUGUCUCACUCAGUAGGUUGCUCCCUAAUGCUGCUCCGUCUCCUAUGUAAUGCACUAGAUGGAGCCCAGAUCCCUAGGGUUUUGGUUAGAGGUAGUGCACUAUGUAGGGGAUAGGGGCGGGAUCUGGGACGUUGCCCGCUGUCUUACAACCCUCCUUCACUGGGGAGGUGUGACGACACAGAGAGAAGGGUCUCGGAGCCCCUCACCACUCCCUCCAGCUCUCCUGUCUCCUGAAGCAGGGAAUGACAUGACUUGUAUAGGGACUAUAUGAAGGCGUUUUAGAAAUGUCAUUUGAAAUUCUGUAUAUACCGCCUUAAUGUUAUUCAACUUCUCUUCUGUCUUCAGUUUUCAUGUAUUUAAAAUAACGUAAGGAAAGGGAAAUGUUUUGUCCUUUUACUCAUUACGUUAUUCUUUCCCCUUAUAGAAGGGUUGUUUAAUGAAUUGAUUAUUCUGUACGUUGUGUUUUGAUACAGUUUUAAUGAAUGCCUGUCUAUCUAAAGAACCCCCAGAGGGAGACCAUAGUGCUGACAGGACUGUUUUAGGAUAUUAAACAUCUCGAUUAUUAGAUCCCCUAUAGAACCCUCCCUCUACCAAGACACAGACAUGCAGACAGACAGAUACGCAGACAGACAGAUACGCAGACAGACAGAUACGCAGACAGACAGACACGCAGACAGACAGACACGCAGACAGACAGAUACGCAGACAGACAGGACACGCAGACAGACAGACACGCAGGCAGACAGACGCAGGCAGGCAGACAGACGCAGGCAGACAGACAGACAGACGCAGGCAGACAGACAGACGCAGGCAGACAGACAGACAGACACACGCAGGCAGACAGACACACGCAGGCAGACAGACACACGCAGGCAGACAGACAGACAGACAGACAGACGCAGGCAGACAGACAGACGCAGGCAGACAGACAGACGCAGGCAGACAGACAGACGCAGGCAGACAGACAGACGCAGGCAGACACAGACAGACAGACACAGGCAGGCAUCCAGACAGACACGCAGGCAGACACAGACAGACAGACACAGGCAGGCAUCCAGACAGACACGCAGGCAGACAGACACGCAGGCAGAAAGACAGACACGCAGGCAGGCCGAAAGACAGACACGCAGGCAGGCCGGCAGACAGACACGCAGGCAGACAUGCAGACAGACUCACAGGCUGGCAGACAGACAGACAGACACGCAGGCAGACAUGCAGACAGACUCACAGGCUGGCAGACAGACAGACAGACACGCAGACAGACAAGCAGACAGACAGACAGACACGCAGACAGACAAGCAGACAGACAGACACGGAGACAGACAGACAGGCAGGCAGGCAGACAGGCAGAAAGAUGUGCUGGUGUUGUAAAACUCUUUGGGAGAUUCUGAUGCAUAGCCAUGACAAAACAAAAUGAGGGCAUUAAUUCCAUUUCCUAAAGUUUUGUGUAAAUUAAAUUUGAGAAUGAUUUUUCUAGCUUGUAGCCCUUAAUAUUUCCACUAUUUGUCUCAUGGUUAUUAUAAUGGUAAUAUGGAAUGCUCUCGUGAUGUUUUAAACAAACUGUCCCCAUCCCUCUCCCCUCACUCACUUCCCCGGGACUCUCUCUCUCUCUCUCUCUUUGUAAAGCUCAUGCUCUUGUUGUCAAGUUGUUGCCUAGCGUAGCUCCAUAUCCCAGGGUGCUGUUCAUCCUUCCCUUUCUGUUCCACUUGUUGCAUCCUAAUCCAACCCUGGUACAGGACGGGGUCGACAGGUCGACAGGAGGUUGUCUGACCUGGUCGACGGGGGGCAGGGUUCCUCCGUUUGCACAAUAAGCUGUAUUUCUGAAAUGCCGCCCUCCAGAAAGUCCUUCUCGUGUUUAGCAACACCAGCUAGGUUUUUUGUUGCCAUUCAUUGAUUGAUCUGAACUGCUACUAUCUUGAUAAGUAUUUAAUAUAACAUUUAAUAAAGUGACCAAAAGGGUGA
Molecule: messenger RNA, 9933 nt
Organism: Oncorhynchus masou masou (cherry salmon)
Lineage: Eukaryota; Metazoa; Chordata; Actinopteri; Salmoniformes; Salmonidae
Product: transcriptional regulator ATRX-like
Exons: 39
Coding region: 171-7820 (2549 amino acids)
Cellular component (GO): nucleus
Molecular function (GO): ATP binding; ATP hydrolysis activity; ATP-dependent chromatin remodeler activity
Source: RefSeq, a predicted model, not a curated record